CGAUGUUGAGGUGGGGAAUGCGUUUGAAUGUUUAUGGUUUUACUGAAUAAAGAUUGUUCCUAGUAUCUUCUCACUACUACAAACUCAAAACUGCGUGAAAUCUCGCUAUCGAUACCGGACCCUGUGUUCAGUGGUCCUGCAGCCGGACCGAGCAUCAACUUGUUCUGAGAGUGUUUCGAAGCCGAUGCUUGAGCAGCAUCAACACAGCGUGAUGGAUCCCAGCCUAUACACAGCUCCUCCUGAGGUCCGAGGUAUGACCUGUUUGGAUAAAGAAGUCUUCUCCCAGACAGUUAUUGUCCCAGCCCUGCGUGUGCCAAAAGAAGUCCUCAAUAAAUUGGUUAAGAGCCUGAAAAAAGUGGCACUCCAGCGCCCGGGCAUACGAAGAGUGGUUGAGGUUGAAGGCAGCGAUGACGAGAGGCUCUUGUUGCUGGACCCUGCCAGUGUCUCCUCACCCAGCUCAUUCAGCGACGCAGAGGCCGAGGCGUUGCAGUCAUUUGGAGUACCUCAAGAGCUCCAGCGGUACGAGCUGCGGCUGACCUAUGACAACCUGAAGAGUGAGGAGGUUCUGCGCGCUGUGCUGCCAGAAGGACAGGACGUCACCUCGGGGUUUAGUCGAGUGGGUCACAUUGCGCACAUGAACCUGCGGGAGCACCAGCUGCCCUACAGAAACCUCAUAGGCCAAGUCAUAAUGGAUAAGAACCCCGGGGUGACCUGUGUGGUCAAUAAGACCAACACCAUCGACUCCGCCUACCGCAACUUCAAGAUGGAGGUGAUGGCUGGAGAAGAAAAUAUGGUGGCUAAAGUGCGUGAGAACGGCGUGACAUACGAGUUUGAUUUCUCCCGUGUGUAUUGGAACCCUCGUCUAAGCACCGAGCAUGAGCGUGUGGUGGCCCUUCUGAAACGCGGUGACACUGUGCUGGAUGUGUUUGCUGGCGUGGGUCCUUUUGCCAUCCCCGCUGCCCGCCGUGGCUGCACUGUGCUGGCCAACGACCUCAACCCUGAGUCUCACCGCUGGCUGCAGCACAACUGCAAACUGAACAAGGUGGAGCGUAAGGUCACCACCUUUAACCUGGAUGGCAGGGACUUCAUUCAGGGGCCACUGAAGCAGCAGCUGCCUGUCAUGAUGAAGGGGAAAGCCAGUGUGCAUGUGGUCAUGAACCUUCCUGCCUUGGCCCUGGAGUUCCUGGAUGCCUUCAGAGGCCUGCUGGACCAGGGACUUUCCUGUGAUGUGAAUCUGCCGCAGGUGCACUGCUAUGGGUUCUCUAAGGAGGAUGACCCCCAGAAAGACGUGGUGGAAAGGGCCUCAGCCAGCCUGGGGUUCUCCCUAGAGGGGCUGUGCUCUGUGCAUCUAGUGAGGAACGUGGCCCCCAACAAGGAGAUGAUGUGUGUGAGCUUCACCAUCCCCAAAGAGGUUCUCUUCAGCAGAGAGAGCACACAGACAGAAGCCAUAGAAGAACCAGCACCAAAGAGACAAAAGUGUGAGGAGACAACAAAUUGAAUAUAUUUGACCAAGGAGCUCAUUCUGAGACCUUGAAUUGUAUAUUUUAUUUUUGAUCUUUGAACUCUGUUCAUGUUAUUUUAUAAUAGUGUCAAUAAGGCUGACAUGAUCUAAAUCAUGGUUAUGCCUUGACCUAAAAAGAACAUAAACAGGUAUGUGUUGACUGUAUUUGAAAUACUGGUCCAUUAUCCAGGUCCCACAAAUAGGCAUUGUUUCAAUAGUUUUCUUAUCCAACAAUGAGCUUCAUUGUGUUUUUGUUUUUUUAAUAAAAAAAUAAGAUUAUACAAAAAUGGCAACAUAUACAUCCUGAUCUGACUUCAGACCGAAGUACACUGUCCAUAGCUCCCUCCACAAUGUAAAACAGGGGGGUAAUUUGAAUCCUGUGAUAAUUGACAGCUUCAUAUUUCUGAGUUUCUGGGUCAGUCCAGUAACGGCAUCCUGGAUGGCUCAAUGACACACAAGUCCUGAGUUGUAUCCUCCAACCAUGUCCUGGGGCUGGGUAAUGCGCACGUGGUUCAGAUACCUGCAAACAGAAAGAGAGAAGAAACAUCAGUUAAAAAUAUAAUUUUGCAACUAAGUUUACAGUAUCCUAAUGUAAGCACCUAUAGUCUUAUCCCCUCUCCUUCAACAUCCCUAUAUUAGCAUCACUGCUACUGUAUAUGUGAUGUAAAGAUCAAUCGACAGUCUUCAUAGGUGGUGAGGCCUUUAAAAAUGACCCAGGCUACACUGGACACAAUGGCGUUGAUGUGAAGUGUUUCUUGAGCAUGGGUUAAUUUUUAUCCAGACACUUAGCCCACACCCAAGGUUUUUCUAGCCCUCCAGAAUCCCCUCAGCCCCAUUUUAUUUAUUUAACCAGGCACGUUGACUGAGAACACAUUCUAAUUUACAGGGAGAGGAAGAGGGACAGUCCACCCCCCCAACCUCUUUCUCAACGCUAAGGAUCUGGAUCACGUUCUGCGCAUGUUAUUUUACGCACACAUUCGUUUUUCUAAGUAACUGCUGCCCCUCCCUUCACGUUUCACUUUUUAACUUACCCUCUUCUGAACCAUGAUGAUGUAGCUUAUGUCUCUGCCUCAUAUUUCUGAACAGCUGAAAUAAAAACCCUGCUGGUUUUAUAAAGCAUAUAUUAUGAAGGCUA
This is a messenger RNA of Salvelinus namaycush (lake trout), 2636 nucleotides long. RefSeq names its product tRNA (guanine(37)-N1)-methyltransferase-like. Gene Ontology annotation, cellular component: cytoplasm; mitochondrial matrix. Bases 185 to 1498 code for a protein of 437 amino acids. The record is from RefSeq and is a predicted model, not a curated record. The transcript is spliced from 5 exons. Gene Ontology annotation, biological process: tRNA N1-guanine methylation; mitochondrial tRNA methylation. Lineage: Eukaryota; Metazoa; Chordata; Actinopteri; Salmoniformes; Salmonidae.